Messenger RNA from Sodiomyces alkalinus F11, 948 nucleotides. RefSeq lists its product as hypothetical. The record is from RefSeq and is a predicted model, not a curated record. The coding region runs from base 1 to 948 and encodes 315 amino acids. Lineage: Eukaryota; Fungi; Ascomycota; Sordariomycetes; Glomerellales; Plectosphaerellaceae. The transcript is spliced from 2 exons.
AUGACCGUCUCAUCCUGCACAACGGUUCAGCUCAAGCAACCAGAAUCACAUGUCAUCCCGCAGAACUUGGGCUCUGACGUUGACCAGGUUGCUGCCACCUAUGUUCUCAAGCAAAGGCCCAUCUCCGUCACCCUCGACGGCCCUACCAUCUUCACCCUGACCGCGGCCCUUAUCUUCCUCAUCCACUUCACCAAACAGUCCAUUGUUGAGAUCUUUCUCGCCACUGUGCCCAUCUUACUCCUAAUCCACAAUGAUUACAACAACUUUAUCGGUCUCGGCCCCGGUGGCACGCCGGCGACGUUUCAAGGCUACGUCAGGAUAGCUUGGCUCCGCCUGUGGGCUAUCCGAGACCCCUUUUCCCCUCCAAAACCCGAUCCGUCCCGCCGUCCGGAACGGGGUAUCCUCCACGAUUCUCCGCUACCAUAUAGGCCCGGGCCCCGGCCCAUCGUCGCCGGCAUCGCCCCGCAGAGACAACUCGACCAACAUGGCACACUACAGCACUACCGCGCCCUCCGCCGCACCCUCGAGAACCUAGCCCACACCCGUUCCGAAAAAUUCGGCACCGCCCGCUCCUGUCUGGAGAAGCACGGCCUCGGCCUCUUCGCCCGCCACCCCGUCAACGUCACAUGCAAUGGCGAGGUGUGCCAUGUCCACGAGUCGGACCACUCCCUUCACAUGAAUCUGCACCCGGACGACAUUGCUGAGGUUUUGGCCAAAGGAUGGGGCCAGCGACACCCUUUGGCCUGUAAGGGGUGGUUCGGCUCUAUGCCCGUGCCGGAGGAGUUUCUCAUGGUCUAUGCGCCUAGAGAUGACCUCGAGCUACAGAUCGUGUGUCGAAUCAUUGAAGCCGCAAUAUGGUUCGUUAUCGCCGACAGGGAGAAGCUGGACGUCCUACCAGACACCGCGAACACCGACGGGGUCAUCAGAGCAGUUGGUGGAAACUUUUAA